CAACAAUCGUCAACAAUGGUGGAACGGAUUCUGUGACAUUUCUGAGGCAGUGUUCGUUUUCUGAUACGAAAAUAUCAAUAAUGAUCAAUAUUUUAAAAGUAAUAACAACUGCGAUAAUAUUUUAAUAAUAUUUCGCCUUAUAUUAAUACAAAACGUCGAGAAUGUGUGAUGUUUGUUCGGAGUUUUCACAGCUUUUAGUAAAUUGUGAAACAAGAUUAACCGACGAUGUGUCCCAGUAUCCAACUAUAAGUCAAUCCGAACUCGAAACAGUAUUAAAUUAUAUUCUUUCGUGGCCACAAAGGCAAUGUAUGUGCUGUUACCGUGAUGUGAAGAAUUUUGAAAGAUUUUAUUUGGUGGUUCAAAGCAUUCUGUGCUUAUCCGUGUGCCAACUUAAACAACUUAAAGAUGAUUUAUUAGCUUCUGUUAAAACUGAAGCAAACAGUGAUAGUCAAGAAAUACAAAAAGAACCAGAAGUUUUAAACACAUUACAAAAUGAAGAAGAAAGCUCGGAAUCAAAAGAAAAAGUUCUGGAAACAGAAAGUACAAAACCUCCAGAACCAAAUGAACCUGCAGAUGAAGCCACUAGCAUAGAUAAACCUCCUUCUGGUGAUAUGGAGACAUGGUCUAUGCAGCAGAAAGAAAAGCUAAUGCACAUAGUGUCCAAGAUAUUUCUCCUAAAUUUCCCUCUUUAUUUAGCAUGUAAACAUUCAGCACUUAGCCGGCUAGAUGACUUGUCAGCACAGGAGAUAUCAAAUCUGAGCUCAUACUGUGAUCUUCAUGAUACAGAAAUACCAGCAUAUUUACUACGGAAUGUUAGCUUAUUUUGUAAACUUGGAGGAGUUUGUGCCAUGACAUCAGUAUUUGAAAGUGCAACACCUGCUAGUCUUCCUUUGUCUAUGGCACAUGCAAUAGUGGCUGCUGUUGGUAACUUAAAAUUGUGGUUAAAUUUCAGAGCAGUUGCACAACUUUUUAUGCCUUUAAGGAGCAAGAUAUUAAAGUAUAUGUGUAGUUUGGAAGAUAAAGACUUAAGGGUGCCAGCUGUCAAGUCUAUGGCGGAUUUUAUGUGGGGUGCUGCUAAAGAACCACUUGAUGCCCCGCUAGCAUUUGACGGAGAUGGUUUGGCAUUAGCUUUCAAAUAUUUCAACAGCAGUACAUUGACCAUGAGGUUGGCUGGAGUAGCGCAGAUCAAUGCACACAUAGCUGCACAUAAUGAGCUUUGUGCAGGAGAACCAGCUGCUGAUGCAGAACUAGCUGGACAACAAUUGGCAACUUGGUUAACUAAUAAUAAUAUCAUUGAACACUUGUUCGGUCCCAACUUACAUGUUGAGGUGAUAAAACAAUCCCACAUGAUUUUAAAGUUUCUCGCUGUGGAAGGUCGAGUUACCCCCGAGCAUGUAGAGUUGGUAUGGGCGGCUGCGCAGCUCAAGCAUUGUGGUCGUCAAGUAUACGACCUACUACCUGGAUUUAUUAGGGCCUUAGCACCGAAGCCGUGUGCACAUCUGUAUAGUCUGCUAUGUUCUCUACCUCCAAAGGAACACACUGAACAGAGCCUGUACCUGGCGUCGGCGCUGAUGCGCGCCAUGUGGGCGCGCGGCGGCUGCGGCGCCGGCUCGCCCGCGCCCGAGCCGCCGCGCCUGGCGCCGCCCGUGUGCAAGCCGCACCACCGCUCCUCCUCCGAGGCCAGCGUCAGCAUGGACCAGACCAACUCCGACGACGACCCGUGUGAAGAAUUAAGUACCUCCGGGGAAGAGGCGGGACCUACACCACGAAAGCAAAGCAAACAUCAACGUGAACUUACAGCUGAGCAAGAAUGGCUCCGUGAAGGUGAAGAACUGGCUAAGAAAGAAUGUUCUUCACUUAAAUCUUGUCAAAAACGUAAUAAGCGAGCAGGAAGCAGCGGAAGUGCCAGCAGCGGUGCCGAAGAGUUGCUGCGACCGCGGAAGAAGAAACUUUACAAGAAGCGUCACAAGCCAGGCAAGACGAGGCAUUUCCUAGCGACACAAUUGAAAACUGCGGACUUAGCGGAGUCUGUGUCCGACGUGGAGGAGGAGUCGUCCGGCAGCGACACAGCGCACUGUCAACUCCUGUGCGACAACGUCGAUGCCAGCAGGCGGCUGAUGGAGCUGCGACUGAUGGAGAGCUACAAGCGGCGCGAGGAGGAAGAGGGCAGCGCGUCGUCGGCGCUGUCGGCGCACUCGCACUCGCACCGACACCUGCCCGACCUGGACGAGGACGACUCCGCCUGCGAGGAGGAGCUGGCCAGGCUCGCCGCGCGCACUGACGAACGACAUUAUUGCAUAUUUGUAGAUUAUGUGAUGAGAUGGAUAUUAUAUGGUGCGUCUAACGCUUUCGUGCAGGCGCAGUGCCUGACGGAGUACGGCGGCGUGGGCUUGGAGGCGCGACCGCCCUCGCCCGCUCCCGCGCCGCUGCCCUUCAACGUGGACGACGUGUGCCGGCCCGGGAACACGCUGUUGUGGGAUCUGCUGCAGGACGGCGCCAUUGAGCAACUCGGCGAGGGUCUGGCGUUAGAGGCGGAAAAAGCUUUAUGUGCACUGCUAUGUUUUAGUACUGACAAAUUCAUCAGAAUCAAAUUCAUAGAGGGAUGUCUAGACAAUCUCGCUAAUCAUAGAUCCGUUGCGGUAUCGUUGCGUCUACUACCAAAGUUAUUUUCGUCAUUCCAACAACUAAGAGGAAUGGAUAUGCACCAGGUGGUGAUGUGGGCGGAGCGCGAGCGCGGCAUGAUGCGGCUGUUCCUGGAGGACCUGCGGCACUACGUGUCCACGCGCGCGGGCGCGCCCGUGGGCGACGCGCAGCACUACGCGCACAUCACGGAGCUCACCGUGCGCCUGCACUUUCUCACCGCGAUAUUUUCGCCUGUCGGCUCCCCGCACCAUUUUAGACUGACGGUGGAGCAGGUGGAGGAGCUGUGGCAGUGCCUGGUGGCGCGCGGAUCGAGCGAAUGCGCAGACUGCCUGUACUCAUGGCUGCUGUCGCACACCAAGUCGCCCGACCAGCAUGCACUCGGCCUGGACGCGCUACGCUUUCUCUACGUCGAGAAAAUGCCCACACUGGAUCCAGAGACUAUCAGCAUAAUGGGCCUCAGCCUGUACCAGCAGCUGUGCAACUUGGCGCGCAUGGCGCUGGGCGCGGGCGACUCGCGCGACGCGGCGCACCCGCACACGCUGGCUAUGGACCAUCUGUGGAAGAUCGCGCUCAGAGCCAAUAGCACCGAUGUAUCGAUGGGCGCUAUUCAAUAUCUCAACAGCUACUAUAUGGGCCAACAGUUACAGCAAGAAGAUGACUUUGUUUCCAAAUGUAUGUUUCAUCUGUCAUCAGCCGCUGAGAGAUUAAUAUCUAAAAAUGAUGAUGGUCAGGGCACGUCGCUGACAUCGAGUGUUCCUAUAGAGGAAAACAAAGAGACUGAAAAAACUACAGAUAAACAGAAUAUUUAUGAGCAUAUGACCGAAGAAGCAGCAUUACAGUGUAUACAGAGGGCUUUGUUGUUGUUAAAAACACACUUAGACACAUUCAAAAGAAGAUACGCGUACCACCUGCGGCGCUGGGCGCUGGCGGAGUCGGGCGCGUGGGAGGGGGGCGCGAGCGGCGCGGGCAGCGUGCGCGUGACACUGCAGCCCGCCGGCGCCGGCCCGCGCGCCUCGCUCGCGCUGCACCAAUCCGACCUCGUGGCGCAUCUGCGUGCGCACGUGCACGUCUGGUGGGAGAGACAGAUACAAGGGGAAGAAGGAGUCACUGCGCUUGCAACGGAUGGCCCUCUCCGAAUGAUAACCCAGGGCCAGGAGUUGACGAUCGACUAUGAUGAGCGGACGCUUUACGACAUGGGUUUUAAGGAUAAUCAGUUGGUGUUCGUGUCGGUGGGCGUGGGCGGUCGCGGCGCGUGGGCGGAGUGGCCGUCCGCGCAGCCGGCGCCGGCGCGCGCCCGGCUGCCCACCCACCUGCUGCUGGACCCCACCUACUUUCACCACUUAUUCACGCUAAUGCAGGCGCUCGGCCAGAUGAAGGAGCCAGGGACUGGGGAGCCUGUAGCUCAUACUAAGGCACAACUUUUAUCUCGGCGUGUCUGGGACAUUCUUCAAGCUGUGCCUCUUAACCCUACACUUCUGGAAGCAUUUCAAAACCCAUCAGAGAACAAGCUUCCAGAACUCUUAGACCCAAUGAGUCCACAGAAACUAAUGUAUUCUCUACAUAUUAUAGACAAACUAAGUUCAAAUAACAAUGGUUCUAAUGUGAAGGAACCCACCAGUAACUUGGAUAAGACUGAAGAGAAAGUGUGCGUAGAGAAUUGGAAUGAAUUAUUUAUUAAGAAGGGUGGACUGAGGUUGCUAUAUGAUAUUAUGAUGUCAGGCGUUUUACAGCGGAGCGACGACAGCGAGUGGCGUCAAGACUGCCUUGCGUUAUUACUGCAGUUGCUGUGUCGCAUCGGAACAUUGCCCACCUCAGAAACCGGACAGACUCCAAAACUACACCCAGCUCUACUGUCUUUGAUGAACGUGGAGGAAACGACGGAGAGGUUGAUAUCAAUACUAUGCGAAGCGGCCACAAUGAAGGAACCCACCACAUACAAGACUGGAUUUUGGGGGAGGGCGCAGGUGGUGCAGCACGCGAUGCGCGUGUGCGUGGUGUGGGCGCGCGGCGGCGGCGACGCCGUGGCGCUGGCGUGGUCGCUGCGCCGCGCCGCGCCGCGCCUGCUGCUGGACGACGCCGACCCCGCCGUUCGUCGCGAGGCAGGCAGCGCGCUGUACCGCCUGUGCGCAGGCGGCGAGACGGGUGUGCUGGCUCCUCUACUGCAACUUUUGCUGCAGCAUUUGCCUCGUGCUGCCGAUAUGCGACCGCAUAAUUACCACCACCAUGAGGUUGCUCAUCAUCACGCCGAAGAAGGAAAAGAGCCAUAUGGUCCAGCAUGUAGAGACUACUUUUGGCUUGUAUGUAGAUUGAUAGAUGGGUUACCAGAAGACUUUUUUAAAGAAGGUGCAGUCGCAGAAGAUAGUGGAGCUCCAGAUUUAAACGAACUCUGUGAACAAAUCCGUUGUUCUCUUGAAAAACGUGAGAUAAUAGAGAAACGUUCUGAGCCAUGUACCCCUGACGACGGAUUGUACGGCCAACUGAGUCUCCUCACGCAUUUAUCGAAACAUCCCUUACGUUUCAAAAACUCAGAACAAGGAACUAGAACUUUAGAAAUGGUUUUCGGGUUUCUGUUCGACGUCCCCAACCCCUCCCAGAGAAAUCUUCCCAAGUGCAAGUCGCAGAAGUCUCGCGCUGCAGCUUACGACCUGUUAGUGGAACUGGUACGGGGCGCGCCAGACAACUAUAUGGUCCUGCACCACAAGCUCAUGGAACAUCACAAACCUGGCCCGUCGUCGUCGUACCCGUGGGACUACUGGCCGGCGGAGGAGUCCCGCUCGGAGUGCGGCUACGCGGGGCUCACCAACCUGGGCGCCACGUGCUACAUGGCGUCGUGCAUGCAGCACCUGUACAUGAUGCCGGCGGCGCGCGCGGCCGUGCUGCGCGCCGACCCCGCCCACAGCCGCCACGCGCCCACGCUGCACGAGAUGCAGCGCAUGUUCGCCUACCUCAUGGAAAGUGAACGCAAGGCGUAUAAUCCGCGUAGUUUCUGCAAAGUCUACCAGAUGGAUCACCAGCCACUGAACACUGGCGAACAGAAAGACAUGGCAGAGUUUUUUAUAGACCUCGUCUCCAAGCUCGAGGAAAUGACUCCCGAACUAAAAAAACUAGUCAAGACGCUGUUUUGCGGCGUCUUAAGUAACAACGUUGUAUCAUUGGACUGCCCGCACGUGUCUCGCACGCUGGAGGAGUUCUACACGGUGCGCUGCCAGGUGGCGGACAUGCGCAACUUGCACCAGAGCCUGGACGAGGUCACCGUCAAGGACACGCUGGAGGGCGAUAACUGCUACACGUGUUCGCAGUGUGCCAAUAAAGUUCGCGCCGAGAAACGGGCAUGUUUUAAGAAACUACCUCGCAUCCUUUGCUUCAAUACGAUGCGGUACACUUUCAAUAUGCUCACGAUGCUCAAGGAGAAAGUCAACACGCAUUUCUCUUUUCCCAUGCGGCUCGACAUGUCUGGCUAUGUCGAGAAACAUUUGAUGCCGGCGCAAUACCAAGAGGAAAAAAUUAAAUCAGCUGAGUUAAAAAAAGAUGGCGAAAGUAGUUCUUACAAUGAAACUGAAGAUUCAGAUACUGAGGAGCAUUAUGAAUACGAGCUGAUAGGCGUGACGGUGCACACGGGCACGGCGGACGGUGGCCACUACUACUCGUUCAUCCGCGACCGCGAGCACGAGCUGCACGACCGCUGGCUGCUGUUCAACGACGCCGAGGUCAAGCCCUUCGACCCCGCGCACAUCGCCGCCGAGUGCUUCGGAGGGGAGAUGACCAGUAAAACAUACGAUUCGGUGACUGACAAAUUUAUGGACUUCUCCUUCGAGAAGACAAACAGUGCUUAUAUGUUGUUCUACGAGCUAAGUCCGCCGCGCAAUCAGCGUGGUUCAGACUGUGGCCAGCAGGAGGAAGCACAGUCGUCGCGGGCGGAGGAGAGCGCCAGCGCGGCCGUGGAGCGGCGCGAGGCGGCGCCGGCCGUGCAGCUGCCGCCCGAGCUGCUGCGCUGGAUUUGGGACGACAACAUGCAGUUCCUGCACGACAAGAACAUAUUCCAGCACGCGUAUUUCACGUUCAUGGGUCAGAUGUGCAGCUCCGUACCGCAAUCGCUACUCACGCUGAGGCCGGAGAUCACAGAGGUCGCCGCCAGACUGUCGACCUCUUUCUUCAUCGAAACCUUUAUACACGCCAAGGAAAAGCCUACCAUGGUGUCGUGGGUGGAGUUGGUGACGAAACAGUUCAACGCGUCCGCCGCGGCCUCGGAGUGGUUUCUCGGUCACAUGGCUGAUGACACGUGGUGGCCGAUGCAGGUGUUAAUAAAAUGUCCGAAUCAAAUGGUUCGACAAAUGUUUCAGAGGCUAUGCAUGCAUGUUAUACAAAGGCUGAGAUCUAGUCAUUGUGCCUUGUAUCUUCAGGGUAUGGAGGAAAGUGAAGACAAUAGCAAAUUAGGAGAAGCGAGUUGUGUUACUAGGUUUAUAAGGAUGUUAUUGUCUUUGAUGGAAAGCGGAGCGCGGUCUCAUUUACGGCACCUGACGGAGUACUUCAGCCUGCUGUACGAGUUCAGCAAGAUGGGCGAAGAGGAGGGCAAGUUCAUGUUGAGAGUCAACGCUAUCUCCUCAAUGGUCAACUUCUACUUGGGACAAAACUCUAACACGGUGGAAUCCCCCAGCGAGGAGGCGAGUGGCAGCGGCAGCGGCAGCGGUGCGACGGACGGCUGCGGAGACAAGCUGCGGCCCGGCGCGCUCGACAAGAUGGUGGCGCUCGUCAGCGGCCUCGUGGAGCGCUCGCGGGACCCCGCCGGCCACCUGGCGCUGGCCGAGCCCGACGCGCGUGCGCUGCUGCACGCCAAGGGGUUUCCUUUCAUCUAUCAGCAAACGAGGGACAGUCUAAAUCUACAGCAGACUAGAUCUCUAAUCUUCGCUCUGUGUCGGUGGAACGAAGCUCUCGCCCAAAAAAUUGUGAAUAUGAUCUUCCAGGCGAUCGCGAAACACUCGGAAAGCUGCGGGCCGUUUUUUAAGCUCCUGACGCUGCUAGUGGAGGGCAGCGGCGGCGGAGCGGGAGCGUCGGGCGGCUUGCCGUGCUUCACGCAGCUGGUGCUGGCGCGGCUGUGGGAUGCCGGCGACGUGUGCCCGCACGCGGCGCUGGAGUGGCUCGCCAUGCAGGUGCCGCGCAACAAGGCGGCCCACGCGUGGGCGCUGCGCACGGCAGACCGCUGGCUGGAGGCGCAGCUGCUGGCGGCGGGCGCGGCGCGGGUGCGGGCGGCCGCCGCGCUGCUGCUGGUGGCGCUGGUGCCGUCGCAGCACUUCCGCGCGGGGUACGCGCGGGCGCGCCCGCUGCCUGCGCCCGCGCUCCACCUCGCCAAGCUGCCCGACACGGCGCACCACACGCUGCACCAGGUGUAUACGAUGCUGUUAGGCAAAUUAAAAGCUGCCAGAAAAUACACUGACAUCGCCGUCCACGGAACUAUGAAGCUGACUGCGUAUUUUGGAGUUAUGUCGUAUUGUGUCGUAAGCAGGGUUGAGAAACUAAUGUUCGGUCAGUAUUUCAACGAUCUGUGGGAGCUAUACCAUCCUGCGAUAUCGGAGCCGUCGGUGGCGGUGCAUCCCAACAAGCAGGCACUGCUCACAUUUUGGCACGCCGUGUCUGUCGACUGUCCUGAAAACGUGCAACUAAUGCUAGCCAACCAGCGCCUCACUAAACACAUAGCAUUCAAUUAUAUUCUUGCGGACCACGAGGACGGCGAGGUGGUGGCGUACAACCGCGCGAUGUUGCCGCCGUACUACGCGCUGCUGCGCCUGUGCUGCCGCCGCUCGGGCGCCUUCGCGCGUGCACUCGCGCAGCAUCAGAACAUACACUGGGCCUUCCGCAACAUCGCGCCGCACGCGCACCUCUACCCCGGCGCCGCGGACGAGCUGCUCAGGCUAGCGCGAAUCCUGGCGGCUCGCGGUGGUGCGGGGGGCGCGGGCGGCGCGGAGGGCGUGGACGCGCGCGAGGCCGCCGCCUUCCGCCGGAGCACGCUCUCCGCUUAUUUACAGGGUUUAAAUGGACGGACGUGCUGGACGACGUUAAUAUCGGCGUUCUGCACGCUCGUUGAGAAUGAGGACGAUAGACUGUAUGUAGUUUACAACGGUGGACUGCAAAUGACUUUUGAAGCACUGCACAGCCUACACGCGGUGUACGUGGAAGGCGGCGGGGUUGGCGGCGUGGGCGGCGCGAGUGCCGGCGCGGGCAGCGCCGUGCGCGCGGAGCUGGGCGCGGCGCUGCGCUGGGCGCGGGCGCUGUGCCGCACGCUGCGCCUGCGCCGCGACGCCAAGGAGGCGCGGGCGCUGCUGCUCGCCUGCAAAGACUGGCCCGAAUGCGCCCGCCGCCUGCUCACGCUGCUCAACCUGCACCAGCGCACUCCGCGGCUGCCGCACGCCGCUCUCGGUGUUCUCCGUGAGCUGGUUCUAAUCGGCGGCGGGGCGGCGCUCGGCGCGCUCGUGCCGCUGGCGGCAGGCGCGCACGCCGCGGCCCGCGCGGCAUCGCGCCCGCGCUUGCGCACGGCGCACGCGCACGCGCACCCGCACUCUCCGCCGCGCCCCGCCUUCUACCGCCCCUACCACAAGUUCAUCGACACGUGUUGUCGAGUCGCGCGGAGUCAGCGCUGCAUGUCGGAGCAGCUCGUGCUGCUGUCAGCAUUGUGCGCCCUCGAGGCGGUACCGCUUCGUUUUAAUUAUUUCGCAACCUUCUGGAGAGACGUUGCGACGUCACCGGCGGACGCGAAGUUAGAAGAAAUGUUGCUGGAAUGUAGUGUUGUGUCGGAGUACGUUGAUGCGGUGUUAUUGGACGAACGAGAAUCGCUAGCCGAUCCUGCCAUCUACGACUUCAUGCAGCAUUAUUAUCCCAAACUGGGAGGGGCGACGAGUCCGUGCGCAUCGGGUGCGUCUAGCGUGGCGGGGGGGUCGGGCAGUUCGGGCGCGGUGGGCGGCUCGUCGCGGGCGGCCGAGGCAUUGGCCGAGGAGCUGGCCGGCAGCGCAGCUCGGGCGCCGCUCGUCACGUUGGUGGGCAGUACGCGGGCGCUGCUGCUGAUGGCAGAGCGUGCACGUCCGACGACGGGUUCAUCGUUAGCGCGCGCUUUACAUCGAGCUGCCACCGCGUUACACCAAAGGCUACUUAGACCCACCGAAGAAGAAACCGGCGAGACAGAGGCGGGAGGUCCGACGAGCGAGGCGCGUUGUCCGUCCGCGGAGGGCAGCGAAGGCGAGGAGCCACUGGAGGAGUCCGAUGAGUCCGCCGAGGAGGCGGCGCCUGCGUUGCCCGACCUGCUGCCAUUGCUGUCGCACGCCUUGCGCCGCCUGCACCAGCUGCAGCCGCCCGACGACUGAGCGUCGCUACGAGGACAUUACUCUCAUUCUAUCUCUAUGAGAAUAUUUCGAUAGACUUAUAACUGAACCCUGGACUGUGACAUCAGAACGACUCUUAAAAUCCACCUUUACCACAUUGAAAUUUAGAUUAUGAAAUGAGAGCACUUUAAAAAUAAACCGCAUUGUGUUUGAUAUACCUCACGGUUUUUUUCUAGUAAACCGUUACAAAUUAGAUUUUUUAAGCACACAUAUCUGUAAAUAUUAUAUGUCUGCAACCUGUAAUUAUUCUCAAUAUUAAAAUAAUGGCUACUCUGUAGCGUGAAUCGAAUUAAAUUUUGAUUAUUAAGUUUAGCUGCAAAUCACUAGUUUUAUGAAAUAUCUUACUUUGAAAACUUAUUUUAAAUUUUUAAAACAUGUAAACAAUAUAUUUGGGAAACUCGUCCCAUUUAUCGUUUAAUAAUUUAUAUAUUUGUUGCACUACUUACAAUGAAAAUUGUUUGAAGGCUAAAUAAAAUCUAGUAGAAAAGAAAAUAUGAAAAUCGUCGUAAUAUUGUUGCAAAGUGAAUCCGGUGCUUAUGUUAAAAUAUGUGCAGUUAGUUUCAUUUAUUUAUUAUUAAAUUAAAUUUGUAAUUAAAAAUUCAUGACAUAAAAAUGUUAAAUAUUUUUGGAACAUUCCAAGCUUUGAUCAAUUAACUUCUACGAAUAGGAGUUAGGGUAUAUUUCUAUCUGUUUUACAAUAAGUAAAAUACAAAUUAAUACACCCAAUUCACCGCUCUUACGUGGAAGUGUAUCGUGUAUCGAUUUUAACUUCAUAUGACGAUUUCUUUGUAAGAGUAUUUGAAAAACAAUUCAGACGACCAAAUUUAAUAUGUUUUGGGUAUUUUGGCUUGUUUUUCAAAAGGAUAGAUGCUCAAUAUGUAAUUUUAUAAAAAUUUUUAGAUAUUGCCUUUUUCGUUUAGUGUAUAAGGAGUUUGUAACAAACGAUGCUUAAAGUAAAUAUGUAUAGAGUCUGUUUCCUACCUGUUUGAAAUGACUAUUUUAUUUAUGUUUAACAUUGUAUGUAAUUGGUCGCAGAUAUUUUAGUAUUAUAUCGGAGGUCGGAUGAAACAAAAUCAACUAUCUCUUUUACCCGUAUGUUUAAAACACUGCAGGUAUAUGUCAUACUUAAUUUUGCUUGUUUAAUUGUAUCACAAUUAUAAACAUGGUCUUUUAAUUAACAUAUUUUUCAAAAUUCCUCAUUUUGUUACUUAUUUAAAAGAUUGAUGUUAACUUGUAAUACUUUUUAUUCCGACCCCAAAUGUAAAUUAUGUUAGUUCUAUGACCGUAAUAUUAGGUAAUUAAAUAUUGUGUAUUGAGUGUAACUAAAAUAAUGGUAGAUGUUUUUAUCGUAUCGCUUGAUCCUGACAGAAUCUCUUGGAAUAAAUUCAAUUCAUUCCCAGAUGAGAU
Molecule: messenger RNA, 11417 nt
Organism: Vanessa tameamea
Lineage: Eukaryota; Metazoa; Arthropoda; Insecta; Lepidoptera; Nymphalidae
Gene: puf
Product: ubiquitin carboxyl-terminal hydrolase puf
Biological process (GO): protein deubiquitination
Cellular component (GO): nucleus; cytosol
Molecular function (GO): cysteine-type deubiquitinase activity
Source: RefSeq, a predicted model, not a curated record